Messenger RNA from Xiphophorus couchianus (Monterrey platyfish), 2067 nucleotides. RefSeq lists its product as uncharacterized. The record is from RefSeq and is a predicted model, not a curated record. Lineage: Eukaryota; Metazoa; Chordata; Actinopteri; Cyprinodontiformes; Poeciliidae. The transcript is spliced from 3 exons. Bases 455 to 1354 code for a protein of 299 amino acids.
ACCCCCAUUUUUCUUUUUUACUCCUCGUUUAUUUUCUCAAAGGAUUCUAAAAAAAAGCAGCAGCAGUAUGUGUAAUAACCAAACACUGAUGUGUGAAUGUACUUUUUUUUGUCUGCUUUCAGUCCCAGUGCUGUGUCAGUGAUUUAAUGUGCCGUAAACAGGCCUGCUCCAAUCGCGGACUGAUUAGGGUCAUUAGCUGAUUGGCUGAAUUUGAAUGGACCCGGUCGGCGCGCUUUGGGGCGCCUCAUUAUGCAGGCGCAUUAGAAGAAAGCAGUGGGGGUCAAAUGAGUAGUUAAGGCGCAGGGACAAAAAAAAAGAGAGAGAGGGGCAGGCACCGUGAGGAGGGUCGGGAUUCAAAUUCUAAGUAAGGAGCUGCGUCCAUUGUCAGUGGGGUAUAUAGCGCGGGGAGAGAAGUCACGGUGUUUUAAAAAAGCGCAGAGGUUAGGGUGUCAUCAUGGCUAAUUCGAGCUGCAUGUGGAUAUUUUCUGUUAUUUUCUUACUCACAAGCGACGCUGGAGCUUCAGGUCGCGCAGUGGACUCGUUCGGGUUUCUCUUACGGUCUCCUCGAGCCCGAGAUGGACCGUUUGGAGAGAUUUUACGCACGGCCGGAGUGAGGCGGUGGAGGCGCGGGGUGGCCGCCGAGGCGCACGGGGAGCGCUGCGCGGAGCCGGGAGCCGCCUGGCUGGAAAACAAGCGGCCAGCUCCCGAGCGCGGAAGCGCCGUGCUGCAGCUGCGCGUGCGGCCCUUUCCCCCCGGACCCUCGCGAGGUUUGGUUUUUCCCGGGAAGUCACUUUUCGGCUUCAUCCGGCGGGUUUACCGCUGCUGUCAGGAGGGAGUGGGCUGCAGGAGCGUCAAGGGGAUUCAAAGCAAACUGAGAGGAGCUGCAGGUGUGGAGUUCGUCCUCACCAGGGAGAUCUUGGCGGCGACGGCCUCCAGAGCCGAGCUUCAUCUGCAGCUCUCCAACCCGCGGCGUCUCGACAUCAGCCCAGUCAUCCCCUUCAUGGCGAAGAGGAAUUUACCGACGAGGUACAGCGUAGCGUCACGUGGUGACGCCGUGGAGCUGAGAGUGGACCUCCUGUUCCUCCUCAGGCUCCUGCAGGAGGCGGCCGGCGACGGAGGCCGUGGCUUGGUAAACGAGCACCUGGGGAGACUGUUGUCCAGUGAGGACGGAGAGACGUCUUUAGGAAUUGUUCAGGACGCCGAUGGAGAAGCGUGGCAUGAUAGGAAGGAUGUCAUUUUGGCUCGGGACGUGGGCCUGGUUCUGGGCUGCAGCCGGGCCGGAGCGGGGGUCCCCUGUGAAAGUGGGGGUGUUCGGCUCUCAGACGCUCCCUUCAUGGCCGUGUAUUACACAUGAAGAGGGGACUUUUCAGUGUGGAAGCAUUUCAUCCAUCAGAAAAGCUCAGAACUUUAACAGUAUUACGCACUUCGAUGUCAAGUUUUGUAAUUUAUACCGGUUUCGCAAGCUAAAUAUUAUAUAUACAAGUAUUUUAUGUAAAUAUUUUGUUCUAAAAGUUUAUUUAGUCAUUUGUUGGUGAUAAAAGUUCUGUAAAAUUGCUGUGUGGUCUCCUUGGUUACCAGAUGUGGCUCAGUCCACAUUGUACAGUUUGUUUAAAAUAUUAGCUUCUGAUUAAAGACUUGUGGGAAAACGUGGUGAGGACACCUGAACAAACGCAGCGUGGGAACAGGAGCUGCGACCUUGACAAACUCAGCUAAAUUUAUGUUGCUACUCUGCAGAAAAAAAAACAAAACAAAGAUCCAACGUUAACAUGUUCACUUGCAUCUCCAUAAGUUUGAAUAUUACUGGAAAACCAGAUUCAUUUCAUUUCAGUGCUUCUGUUUGACAAAAAAGUGAGACUAUUACACUUUUGAUUACACACAUUGUUAGAAUUAUUUGUAAACCAUGAAAGUGGCUAAUUGAUAACAGCGUUGGAUGUUUAAGUUUAGUGGAAGGAAAAAGUGUGGUAGAAAACCUCAGGUUCCUGGGGGAUUCUGAACGAAAGCCUAUUCAAGGCUUUUUGAGACUCCAUACGCAGACAUGUUUUUCCAAGAAAUAAAAGCACAAAAUAA